Molecule: messenger RNA, 2018 nt
Organism: Xiphophorus hellerii (green swordtail)
Lineage: Eukaryota; Metazoa; Chordata; Actinopteri; Cyprinodontiformes; Poeciliidae
Product: zinc finger protein AEBP2-like
Exons: 7
Coding region: 281-1708 (475 amino acids)
Biological process (GO): regulation of transcription by RNA polymerase II
Cellular component (GO): ESC/E(Z) complex
Source: RefSeq, a predicted model, not a curated record
UAAGGGAUUCUGCUGCUUAGAAGCAGUCAGUUGGAGGUAGUGAGAAUACUUGCUUUGAAACGCUUUUUUCUUAACGUUUUGAAUUUGUUGUGGGUAGUUGUUUUAAUAGCUAAUUUCUUUACAAACCGAGUGAAACAUCUUCCGAAAUAGAGCAGCUUUUUCGCCACGAUUUUUAUGACGUCACGCCACCCUCAGCUUUGCUUUACAUUUGAAGCUUAGAGAAGCACGGGGUGAACUUUUCUCGCGAAACAUUACAAAAACAGCGCGUGUGCUGUGCUAAAUGGCUCAGAUGAGGGCUGAAGGGACUGAACACGGUUCAUAUCAGUCUGAAUCCAAACAAAGCGACUCUUGGACCAGCUUGAAGGGACAAGCCGCGGAAGACCCCAAACGGGAACCGGGUGUCAACAACGAGGACAAACCAGCCGAGGACUGCGGCAGUUGUACGGCAGCGGGGCCCGGGCACAACCCGCCGCCCUUUUCUGACAUGGACGGGGAAGGUACGUCGCCUCACAGCAAGCCGGGCAACAACGAUGUGGAAGGUGGCUUUAAACUCGGCGAACCUGGAGAAAGCCCUGCGCAGGGUAGUCUGGCGAGCAGCACAGACUCCGCACAAGAGGGCUCGCGAGUGCUGAAAGCAGAACAAAGAGAAGCGGAGAACGUGUGCAGCUCAGCGCCUCGCGGCUGCACAAAGCCCGCGGGAAAGGCCGAACACGCGGCCAGGAGGUGGGUCGGUGUGGAGUUGAACUCCGUGGAAGGAGAGCCGCUCAGCCGCAUGGACUCUGAGGACAGUUUCUGCUCCACCCUGAUGGACAUAGAGAGCACUGCAUCCAGCGGUCGUUCGACUCCUGCCAUGCUCAAUGGUCACAGUGGGGGGGCAGCGGCAGUAGCAGGCUCUGGACCUGCUGUGAGCAAAUCUCUGAACUACACCUGCUGCUGGGAUGACUGCCAGCUGCUGUUCUCCAGCAGCCCUGACCUGGCUGAACACAUCCGAGCCAUGCAUGUGGAUGGACAGAGAGGAGGGGUGUUUGUGUGCCUGUGGAAGAACUGCAAGGUGUACAACACUCCGUCCACCAGUCAGAGUUGGCUGCAGAGACACAUGCUGACCCACAGCGGAGACAAGCCCUUCAAGUGUGUGGUUGGCGGCUGCAAUGCCACUUUUGCCUCACAGGGGGGGCUGGCACGCCACGUCCCCACCCACUUUAGUUCCCAAGGUUCUUCCAAAACAUCCAGUCAGGGCAAAGUGAAGGAGGAAUCUCCAUCCAAGGCUGGUCUGAUCAAGAGGAGGAAACUCAGGAACAAAUAUAGACGCUCACUGCCUCGACCUCAUGACUUCUUUGAUGCACAAACCAUGGAGGCCAUCCGGCAUCGAGCCAUAUGUCUCAACCUGGCAACACACAUUGAGAGCCAGGGCAACGGACACAGUGUGGUCUUCCACAGCACGGUUAGUUCUCUCUCUGUCUCAGAGCAGGAUACCACAGCUCUGAACCCACCUCUGCUCUCUUUUGGUUUCCAGGUGAUAGCCAGGAGGAAAGAGGAUUCUGGGAAAGUGAAGGUGCUGCUGCACUGGACACCUGAAGACAUACUGCCUGAUGUGUGGGUGAAUGAGAGCGACAGACUGCAGCUGAAGACCAAGGUGGUUCAUCUGUCCAAGCUGCCCACAGACACAGCUGUCCUCCUGGCCCCCAACAUUUACAGGAUGUUCUUCUGAUGAAUCCAACUUUGCUGAAAUUCCAGGGGAAGACAUUUCUGCUCAGCUCUAUGUGAAGUUUCCUCUUCAUCCAAGAGGAUCUUAGGAAUUUAGUAACUUGUCUCCGUGGCUUUUUUUGGCCACCAGUAUUAUUAGGUGCAGUUUGUAGAAAGCAUGUUGCUUGUUUUAGGUAACACAGCUAGAGUGAAAAACAAAUGAACUGCAUCUAUAGAGGCAGUUGUAAAUAUAUAAGAUUUGUAAUAUAUUUUUAUACACUUUUUGUACUCCCAUGUAGCUGAUGCAAAUCUUUUUAAUAAAAGUCUCAAAAUGA